This is a messenger RNA of Eucalyptus grandis, 1145 nucleotides long. RefSeq names its product cyclin-dependent kinase inhibitor 7. Gene Ontology annotation, molecular function: cyclin-dependent protein serine/threonine kinase inhibitor activity. Gene Ontology annotation, cellular component: nucleus. Gene Ontology annotation, biological process: negative regulation of cyclin-dependent protein serine/threonine kinase activity. Bases 144 to 785 code for a protein of 213 amino acids. The transcript has 4 exons. The record is from RefSeq and is a predicted model, not a curated record. Lineage: Eukaryota; Viridiplantae; Streptophyta; Magnoliopsida; Myrtales; Myrtaceae.
AGCGCAUCAGACGUCAGGUCAUUUGAAAUGUGACCGAAUCUCAGCCGUCCAUCUCGGCCUCGCCCUCUCCCGUUUCUACUUCAAAUCGCCACCUCAGGUAGAGAGAGGGAGAGAGAGAGAGUGUGUGCGUGCGGUGCGCUGCAAUGGAAGACCACCGCUCGACGCGACGGCUCAAGCGGGCUGAGCUCGCCGGAGCUUCGAGCCCGACCGCGUCGAAACGGCGGAGGAGGCUCGCCUUCGUCCGCGAAGAGUCGUUCGAACUGCGGUCGGAGGAGCGCGGGGGCGAGCCGCGGUCUCUUCUGCUUCCGUGCUCGGACUCGUCGGAGAAUAUCGAUGUGCCGUCGGAGGAGUCCGGAGAGAUCGUGAUCGUGUCCAGCAACCUCGCUUCGAGCUCGAGCUCGAGCUGCAUUCCGUUCGAGCCACCUCGUUUCCCAGCGAGGAGCGAUGAGGAGUCGGUCGACAGGAAUAAGGAGAAGCUCGACGUCGUCGACUAUCGACAGCGACAGGCGAAGAGCUUCGAAACCGAAGCAUCGACAUGCAACGGCGACUUUAGCAGAGAAGCCACGCCGUCGAGCGAGGCCGCCAGUGCAGAAUCGUGGACGAUGAAGCCAUCGGGCGAACGGAAGCCUCCUUCGGCGGACGUGCCGUCGCGAGCGGAGCUGGAGUCGUUCUUCUCGGCGGCGGAGAAGCGCGAGCAGCAGCGUUUCGCGGAGAAAUACAAUUACGACGUCGCCAUGGACGUCCCCCUCGAAGGUCGCUACAGGUGGAUCCGCUCGAAGCCGUGAAGAGAGAGAAAGAGAGAGAGAGAGAGAUAGGGUGACGCCAAGGUGACGCCAGGUCUAGAGAGAGAAGGAGAUGGAGACAAGCAAAGCGUGAAUGAACAGAAAACGGUUGAAUUUGGCGACGUGUACUGCGCGCUUUGUCUCUCUCUCUCUCGCCGGAAAAUGCAAAAAUCCCAGUCGAAAUAUACUGAAUAAACACGCUACAAGAUCUGUAAUUUCUCUGGUCGUACAAGGUUUUGCAAACAGUGUUCUUCUUCUUUCUUUCUUUUUUUCUAACGUUUUGGUCCUCGGAGUGAUAUUGAAUUAUGAUUUUCGGCCCACCCUCCGAAAAUUAACAUCAUUAGCAACAGUUUAUUCUACUUC